Quercus robur (English oak) is the source of this 2529-nucleotide messenger RNA. RefSeq names its product protein FAR1-RELATED SEQUENCE 5-like. Lineage: Eukaryota; Viridiplantae; Streptophyta; Magnoliopsida; Fagales; Fagaceae. Bases 1 to 2529 code for a protein of 842 amino acids. Gene Ontology annotation, molecular function: zinc ion binding. The transcript has 4 exons. The record is from RefSeq and is a predicted model, not a curated record. Gene Ontology annotation, biological process: regulation of DNA-templated transcription.
AUGGAUUUUUCAAAAAAUGCUUUUGUUGCUGUUGGGGACAAUGAUAAAAGGGAAAAGUUUGAAAAUGUAAUUUUGGGUGAAUGUGAUGAAAUUAAAAUUGGAAUGCAAGUGAGGUCUGAAGAAGAAGCAUAUAACCUUUAUAAUGAGUAUGCUUUAAAAAGGGGAUUUAGCAUUCGAAAAGCGGUUAAACGAGAAUAUAAUGGUGUUAUUAGGCAACGAGAAUUUGUGUGUUCAAAACAAGGUUUUAAAGAGUUUGAAGACCCUUCUAAUGUUAAAAAGUAUCAUAAUUUAGAUGUAAGAACGGGUUGUCGUGCUAGGAUCCGGUUUGAUGUAAAAAAUGAUAUUUGGAGUGUUUCACACUUUAAUGACACACACAAUCAUGAAUUUGCAACUCCAGAAGAAAGAUGUAAUUUGAGAUCAGGAAGGAAGGUGCUACCUGCUCAUGGGAAUAUAAUUAGCACAAUGGUUAGUUCGGGUAUAAAAGCAACAAAGUCUUACUCAUUUUUGUCAAAAGAACUUGGUGGUGCAAAUAAUGUUGGGUUUUCUAAGCGAGAUUGUCAUAAUUUUGUGCAAACAAAAAGAAAAGAAAUUAUGGAAGCUGGUGAUGGGCAAAGUAUUAUUAAUCAUUUCAAAGAAAAGCAAAGUGAAGAUCCAAUGUUUUUUUAUUCGGUGCAAGUAGACCAAGAUAAUAGAAUUGCAAAUUUCUUUUGGAGAGAUGGUAGAUCAAAAGUAGAUUAUGACUCUUUUGGGGAUGUUGUUAUAUUUGAUACCACUUAUCGAACCAAUAAGUACAACUUAAUCUGUGCACCAUUUGUGGGAAUCAAUCAUCAUUGGAACAAUGUUUUGUUUGGUUGUGCUUUUUUAUCAGAUGAGACAACUCAAUCAUUUAUUUGGUUGUUUGAGACUUUUUUGACUGCAAUGGGAGGUCGACAACCGAAAUCUAUUUUUACAGAUCAAGACCAAGCAAUGGCAAAUGCUAUUAAUAUGGUUUUCAAUGAGCCUCGUCAUCGACUUUGUUUAUGGCAUAUUAGUAAAAAUGCUCAAAAAAAUCUUGUUGGAAUCUAUGGUGUUCCAGAUUUCAAUCAAAGAUUUAAUCAUUGCUUAUACGGUGGGUGUUCAAAUGAAAUGGAGUUUGAGUCAACUUGGAGCAAAAUGAUUGAGAUGCAUAAUUUAAAGAACAAUACAUGGCUGGACAGGUUAUACCAAAUUCGAGAAAAGUGGUGCCCAACUUUCAAUCUCAAUUUCUUUUCUGCAAAGAUGAAGUCUACCCAAAGAAGUGAAAGUACAAAUAGUGUUUUUCAUCGAAUUAUGAAAACAUCUAUGCCUCUUAUUGAAGUUAUUAAAUUUUAUGAGGAAAAGGCAGUACAAAUGCGACAAGAUGAAAUAAAUGAAGAUUUUCGUUGUAAGAAUGGUGCACCUAGGAAAGUUCAUAAGCAUGGAGGCAUUUUAAGUCAUGCUGCUAAAGUUUAUACUCUUGCUUUGUUUGGAAUGUUUGAAGAAGAGUUUAAUUCAGGUAUGGGAUUGAAUUGUGUUGAAACUAAUCAUUGUGAGGAUAACUUUACAUAUUCACUAAGUAGUGGGGAGAGUAGAAGGAUUCAUAUUGUGCAUUUUAACCGGGCUGAAUUAAGUAUUUGUUGUGAUUGCAAAUUAUUUGAGACUUUGGGGUUGUUAUGUUGUCAUGCUUUAAGGGUUUUUCUUGUGAAUAAUGUGAAUAAUAUACUCGACAAAUAUAUAUCAAGUAGAUGGACAAAAGAUGCCAAGAAAGGGUUGUGUUGCUCUGUUGAUUCAUUUAAAUCAAAUGAGAAAUCGACUCAUGUAUUGCGUAUGAGUAACUUAAGUCUUUUGUGGUAUAAAUGUUGUGAUAAGGCUGCAUUAACUGAUCAUGGGACCAAAAUUGCAAUGGAUAGUCUAAGUGAGCUAUUAUGCAAGCUUGAAAAGAGUUCAGCAGAUACAAAUAAGGUGGAAGAUGUUGGUAAAAAAUGUCCUCAAGAUCUCAUACAUGAUGAUGAUGUGCAACCUUUCUUAGAUGGUAAGAGACCAAUCCUUGAUCCGCCAUAUGUGAGAAAGAAAGUAAUAACCAAUUUUAGAAUCAAAAGUCAACUGGAAAAGAAGCAAAGAAAAAAGAAAGUGAAAGAUGCAACCACUUCAAAAGCUCCAAAAACUAUUUCUAUGGUACAUGAAAAUGUUCAAUCAUCAUUUCUUCUCCCGGAGAUGUCUAUUGCUAAUCCUAUGGUUAGCUCUACAACAAAGCUACAAGAAAAUCAUUCGAAAAAACGGAACAUAAGAAAAGUGAAAGAUACAAUCACUUCACAAGCUUCAGAAGCUAUUUCUAUGAUACAUGAAGAUGUUCAAACAUCAUUCUUUCCCCUGGAAAUGUUUGUUGCUUAUCCAAUGAUUAACUCUACAAGAAUGUUUCAAGAAAGCACCUCAAUGUCACACUUGAAUCAAUUUCUAUAUGUGCAUGGUGGUGGAAUUGCAAUGCUAGAUUAUUGCAAGUGUUAUAUUGUUCCAGUUAAGGGAAUGAUAUAG